Molecule: messenger RNA, 229 nt
Organism: Cetraspora pellucida
Lineage: Eukaryota; Fungi; Glomeromycota; Glomeromycetes; Diversisporales; Gigasporaceae
Source: the annotation of a GenBank genome assembly
UCUUUAUCCAUUAUUUCCACCAGCUAUUGGCGAAGUAAAUAUGGAUUUGAAGCAUAUAACAAGUUUAGAAUUAAAGUCUACACCUGAUGUUCUCUUACUUUCUUACAAAUUGAAAUAUUUUACUAAAAUUGUUGAUCAAGUUGUUUGUAUUAAUCCUGAGCCAUGCGGGCGGAACAUAUGCCAAAAUGACCAUUCAUCCGUUUCCACGGAACUUAGAGCAAGAGAUUGA